This is a messenger RNA of Mesocestoides corti, 1458 nucleotides long. The record is from the annotation of a GenBank genome assembly. Lineage: Eukaryota; Metazoa; Platyhelminthes; Cestoda; Cyclophyllidea; Mesocestoididae.
AUGCAGCAAACAGGCAGCAACAAUUUGUCGUCCUAUUCCUCGGCCGCGUGCGCUCAGCCGAAUAGCCCUAUUGUGCAAAUGGACAAUCCCAACCUCUUUUCCAGUGUACACAUUAAACCAGAACCAGAGGCCACUUCUUCCUAUAAUACCCUAUUUUCUCGUGAUUUCACGCAGCAACCGAGUUCUUCAUCUUCCACUCCAUCUGGACCAAAUGAUCUCUCCCUGACAAAAGGACACGCAUGCGAAGUUUGUCAUAAGGUUUUUGCUGAUCGCUCCCUUCUUUCAAAGCAUAAAAUCGCUCAUGCUGAGGCAAAACACAUUUGCAGCACUUGUGGGCGGGCUUUUGUAAGAGAGGACAAACUUCGGAGGCAUAUUCGAUCGGUUCACAGCAGCGAACGCCCCUACGUUUGUGAUGUUUGUUCUAAGGCAUUUGCUCGGAAAGACAAGCUGCAAGAACACGCAAAGCAUCACAACAAGGAUAUAACAUUUCCAUGCCCGGUAUGCAGUGAAGUCUUUCUUAUGAGGUCUAUUCUCAACCGCCAUCUUCGCACAGAACAUCACAUUCGACAAACCCCAGAUUCUGUGAAAUCUGUUCCUUUGAAGACUGGGCAGCAAGAGAACAUUCUUCAAACCUCGGUAACCACUGGCAACAAGAGGAAACGCGCAAGGCAUCAGUCGCUGGUUGACAUUUCAAAGCUUUCGUCAGACAAGUCGAGUACCGAUGCUGCUGCUGCUGCCGCGGCCGCAGCCUAUUAUCAAAACGGUGGAUGGAACGCGGCCAACCUCCUCCUUUAUAAUCGCUACCAGCAGCAACAACAACAGCAACAGCAAACUCAACAGCAACUCGACUUUUGGCACGGUGGCAAUGGCUAUUUUUAUGCAUCCCAAAACGCGGCUGCAGGUUACCACUUCCCGACCGCUCAGUAUGCGGCUGCUAUGCGACAACAGCAGCAGCAACAACAACAACAGCAGCAGCAUCCCAACGCUGGUACCGUUUAUAAUGCCGCCGCCGCUGCUGCAACACCUUCGGCGUUCUCCGCUGCUGUGGCUGCAAGGCUUUUUUCGCCAGCAAACUAUUGGUGGCCGCAGGCCGGUCAGAAUUUUGUCUUCCAACAAACUGCCGCGGCUGCCACACAAGGCCUUUCGACGUCGUCUGCAUCUACUAUAAUGCCAAGUGUGAAUCCCUAUUUCCCCACUGCAACGACCGCGACUGCGGCCGCCGUGGGCUCAAACCAGUCUUCAGCAGCUGUACCGGUGACGACUGACACGACAUUCGCUUCGAAGGAGGCCGCGUCUUCACCCACACACCCGACACCCUUCAGCACCCAGUACUCGCCGCCUACAACCACUGCGGCGCAGUACGCCGCGUACUACCAGGCUGCGUCGCUGGCUGCGUCCUCCGCUUCUGCACACUCACCUCAGUCGACCGCCUCUCCCGGUCUUCCCUACUCGAAUUAG